Molecule: messenger RNA, 2814 nt
Organism: Pyrgilauda ruficollis (rufous-necked snowfinch)
Lineage: Eukaryota; Metazoa; Chordata; Aves; Passeriformes; Passeridae
Gene: CDIN1
Product: CDAN1 interacting nuclease 1
Exons: 12
Coding region: 182-1033 (283 amino acids)
Biological process (GO): erythrocyte differentiation
Cellular component (GO): nucleus; cytoplasm
Source: RefSeq, a predicted model, not a curated record
CGGAGCUGCGGGAAGCGGCAGCCGCGGCGGCUCGUGCCUGCCUGGGCGCUCGGCUGGUAGCGACGGGUUUCCCGGGGUUGCCGGGGUUCUCCGCCCCGCCAUCACCGCCCUUCUGCCUCUCGCCGCCCGGCGUGACCCGCGCCUCUCCCGCCGCCUCCGCGCAGCCCUGGCGGUGCAAGGCAUGAAGCUGAGCAAAGCCCAGUACGAUGAGAUAGCCCAGUUCCUGGGGCACGUGCAGCCCACCCGGCAGAGUCUGAGGAAGCUGAAGGAGAAGUUUCCUAGUCAAUCGCAGUCCACUCUGCUGAGCAUCUUCUCCCAGGAGUACCAGAAACAAAUCAAAAGAACACAUGCCAAGCAUCACACUGCUGAAGCUAUCGAAACUUACUACCAAAGGUACCUGAAUGGGGUGAUGAAAAAUGCAGCUGCCCCAGUAUUACUGGACCUGGCCAAUGAGGUGGACUUUGCCCCAUCAUUGAUGGCUCGUAUCGUGUUGGAAAGAUUUCUACAAGAAAAAGAACAAACCAUCCCCUCCAAAACUCUUAUUAAUAGCAUGCUACGGGACCCUUCUCAGAUUCCAGAUGGAGUGCUAGCAAAUCAAGUCUAUCAGUGUACUGUGAAUGACUGUUGUUAUGGACCACUGGUGGACUGCAUCAAACACGCUAUUGGGCAUGAGCACGAAGUCUUGCUGCGCGAAAUGCUUUUGGAAAAAAAUCUCUCUUUCAUAGCUGAAGAUCAGCUUCGUGCAAAGGGUUAUGACAAAACACCAGACUUUAUUUUAGAAGUACCAGUAGCUGUGGAAGGACACAUAAUUCACUGGAUUGAAAGCAAAGCCUCAUUUGGUGAUGAAAGUAGCCACCAAGCCCACUUGCAAGACCAGUUUUGGAGCUACUGGAACAGAUUUGGCCCUGGAUUAGUCAUCUACUGGUACGGAUUUAUUGAAGAGCUGGACUGCCAUCGUGAACGUGGUAUCCUGCUAAAAGACUGCUUCCCUACUGACAUUGUGACUCUGCGACACAGCAUGGCUCAGCGCUGAUGUUGGGAGGAAGAGGUACUGUAGCAAAUGUCUGGUACACUGAAGUACAAAGGAACAACAUGCAGGAGCUGUCUUUAUGUGAGUUAUUUCUGAAGGAGUUUAUCAUGCUGGUGUUCAAGAAGGGGAAUCUAAAAAAAAGAUACAGCAGUGCUUCAUACUGGAUCAGUUCCACAAGACGAAUAAAGCACACAAAUGGACAGAAGUUUCCUGUGUACUUGUUUUCUGUAAGAGCCUUGUUUUUCUCUUGUUAGAACUACCAAGAUCGGAAGUUCAUUGAGCUGGGUGUUAGCCCUUUGUGAAGUUUUGAGUUCAGUCUCUUCUUUUUCCAUCCACAUUGCCACUCAGAGGAGCAAGACUGGGUCUCAGGUUUGUGCUCUCAGACCUUUCUUAGUGACAGCAGCUUGUUGGACUUCACACACUUCAGUACUCCUCUCUGUGCUAACUAUUACUCAGGAAAGGACAAAUAUUUUAAAAUGUCAGUGAGAGAUUUGCAUGUAUGCUCAUCAUGUUCGUAUUUUCUGAGAAGAAGAGCUAUGGAUUCAGCUGUAGAAAUAAAGGUCUGAUAACAGUCUCCCUAAAGCACAAGUUGGUGAUCUUUUCCAGAAGGAAAGGGUCUCUAAAACAUUAAAGUGCAUAUUCAUCACCUUUUUUUAGGUGAAGUGAUAUGUGUGGAAAGGAUAUUAAUCCUAUUCUGGAGUUUUUCAGCUGUAGUUUUCAGAUGCAUACACAGUAUUUUUAUUUUUAAUUUUUAGUUUUCGCCUUAAGACUUUCUGGUAAGUUUUAGACAGAAGUUUAUAAUUUUGAAAAAUCUUCAUUUUCAAGAAAAAAUGUCUUUAAUCUUCUAGUACUCUGUCCCUUGCUGCAGAGAUAAACUAGUAUAGCUCCACUGAGUUAUUGUUGUAUAGAGAUAUUUUCCUCGGUUUGAAUGUGUUAUAGUGAAGAGAUUUGUUUUUAAAAAAUAUUCAAGCACCUGUAACUCAUUUGCAUUCAGCUAUUUAAGGCAUUGUGCUGAGCUUAUUUUACCUGACCAGCUGUAAGGUAUCUGCCCAUACAGGUUCACAGAAGCCAUCUGUGAAUGUACCUGCCUGAUGCUGCACACAAAAGCUACAUUUAGGGUGUUACUCCCCCUGGGACUUUUAACUAUGGUUUAGGUUUAACUAUGGAAUGUGUAAAAUCAGCAAGAGAAUAAAAAAGAAGGGAUAACUGAACAAUGUCAUUGUAGAAAAUUCAGAAGUAAUGGUUGUCUGAGUGAAAUGGGCUUUAAAGGCAAACGGUAUUUGUUUUAGCUACUGCAUAUGCUUUCUGUUGUAUGAAAUCAUUUAAAUCAGCUUUUACAUGAUACACUAAUGCUGCUUUUUCUUUUUGAAUAAAUUAAAUUUAUCUGCACAGAUGUUGAAAAUUCUGCGAACCUUCAUCAAAGCUUUGCUUUAUUUGUUUUUACAUUAAACAAAUUUAUGUGGAGACACACAGAUAAAUCAUUUUAAGCUUAUAUUUGUGUAUUUACUCCUCUACCUAAUGACGUGAUAUAACAGGUUGGAAAGCAGUACAGCUGUCUUUAAUCAGAGCCUUGAACUCAUCUUCAUAUAUUGCCCACUUAAAGAAUCUGUAUUAGAAUGAGGAUGAAAUUAACCACAAAAGUCUAUAUACUGUACCAAUUUUAUUGCAUGCUAUCAAAAAAGCUUUGCCUCUACAAAAACUAUGCUGUGUCACUAUUUUAAAUGCUGAACACAAAGCAUAAAAAAUUAGGACUGUUGUGUUAUUACUACUUGUAUAUUGCAAAA